AUGGGACCCUAUGUGAGAAAAGUCCUGUGUGAGGAGCUGGGCGCCCCAGCCAAUUCUGCCAUAAACUGCGUUCCGCUGGAAGAUUUCGGCGGGCAGCAUCCUGACCCAAACCUGACGUACGCAACAACCCUUCUAGAAGCUAUGAAGGGAGGAGAAUAUGGAUUUGGAGCUGCAUUUGAUGCUGAUGGGGACCGGUACAUGAUUCUUGGCCAAAAUGGCUUCUUCGUAAGCCCUUCCGACUCCCUGGCCAUCAUGGCCGCCAACCUCUCUUGCAUUCCGUAUUUCCGGCAGAUGGGGGUCCGAGGGUUUGGGAGGAGUAUGCCCACCAGUACGGCCCUGGACAGAGUGGCCAAAUCGAUGAAGGUUCCUGUGUAUGAGACCCCAGCCGGAUGGAGAUUCUUCUCGAAUCUGAUGGACUCAGGACGGUGCUCUCUGUGUGGAGAAGAGAGCUUUGGCACUGGCUCUGACCACCUCCGGGAAAAAGAUGGCCUCUGGGCUGUCUUGGUCUGGCUUUCCAUUCUGGCUGCCCGGAAGCAGAGUGUGGAGGAAAUUGUCCGGGAUCACUGGGCCAAAUUUGGCCGCCACUAUUAUUGCAGCUCACUGAGAAUUCCCAUCCUGUCCCCGUGGUUACACAGAGCCCAACUGGAGAUCCCACCAUCGCCAAUUGGGCAAAGCUGCCCCUCUGAGGGCUACUUUCUUAAACAGAUCCCUCUGGGUAUUCCUGCCACUGAUGAAAACAGAUGCAUGGAGAAUGAAGACAUUCUGAGCCAAAACCAAAUUAAUACUGCCACAGCCCUGUCCCCACGCCACCCUGGUGGCCAGGGUGUACAGCAAGAAGGACAGAGCCAGGAGGAUGAAGUUGUAUACAGAAACUCGAGGACACAGCUGAGCCUCCAACAUUUCAUUGUAGGCUUUCCUUGCUACCAAGGGAAUGGCCUGAGGAUCAUUUUCUCAGACGCGUCACGGCUCAUCUUUCGGCUCAGUUCCUCCAGCGGCAUGCGGGCCACCAUCAGACUGUACGCGGAGAGCUACGAGAGGGACCCCAGCGGUCAUGACCAGGAGCCUCAGGCAGUGCUGAGUCCUCUCAUAGCCAUUGCGCUGAAAAUCUCCCAGAUUCAUGAGAGAACCGGCCGGAGGGGCCCCACAGUCAUCACCUGAAUGGAGGAAGGAUCAGUGACAAUGGCCAAAAGAGAGCGCUUGGCGGGAGACACUUCA
Molecule: messenger RNA, 1215 nt
Organism: Suricata suricatta (meerkat)
Lineage: Eukaryota; Metazoa; Chordata; Mammalia; Carnivora; Herpestidae
Product: phosphoglucomutase-like protein 5
Exons: 8
Coding region: 1-1158 (385 amino acids)
Biological process (GO): myofibril assembly; carbohydrate metabolic process; striated muscle tissue development
Cellular component (GO): sarcolemma; adherens junction; cytosol
Molecular function (GO): phosphoglucomutase activity
Source: RefSeq, a predicted model, not a curated record